UCUAAUUCAUGCUCGUAUCCUGCUCCCGAGGCACCGGUGAUUUUGACACCGCCAACACAAGCUGAACGCCGCGGAGAAGAUGCUGAUAGACGUGCUCCACAUGACUCGUUUCUUUGCCAUACCCCGCCCCCAGAUACUUGGAUAGCCGUGGAGACUUCGCCGUCGGAGUAUCGGUUAGUCGUGCGACUCCCUGGCUUCAGACGGGAUGGCAUUACGAUCGCUACCCGCAGGCGCCGCAUACUUCACGUCGUCGCUGAUUCAUGGGAGCCUGAAGGCGGGCACUUCGAACGUCGAGUGUUAUUCGGAUAUGACGCUGAUCUGGCGCAAGUGCGCGCUGAAUUUGACGGACAAAUCCUUCGUAUCAUCAUUCCUCGGCGUGUUCCGGCAGUUUCUUGG
Messenger RNA from Suillus subaureus, 396 nucleotides. RefSeq lists its product as uncharacterized. Lineage: Eukaryota; Fungi; Basidiomycota; Agaricomycetes; Boletales; Suillaceae. The transcript has 3 exons. The annotation marks the transcript as partial. The record is from RefSeq and is a predicted model, not a curated record.